Molecule: messenger RNA, 1665 nt
Organism: Fusarium coffeatum
Lineage: Eukaryota; Fungi; Ascomycota; Sordariomycetes; Hypocreales; Nectriaceae
Exons: 4
Coding region: 1-1665 (554 amino acids)
Biological process (GO): protein phosphorylation
Molecular function (GO): ATP binding; protein kinase activity
Source: RefSeq, a predicted model, not a curated record
AUGGACCUGGACCAUGUGUUGCGGCACAAGAUGUGUCCCCAAGAUCAUCCAUCAAAGCUUGAACCAGGUGAACAGCUAUCCGAACACUGGUUAUGGCGACAGAUAGCGGGUGUUUGCUGUGCUUUGAGCGUCUUCCAUAGGGAGAUGAAGAAUCCGUUCCCAGAUAUCAGCGGAACCGUCAUCGGAGUACACUUUGACCUGAAACUGGCCAAUAUCCUUGUUACUGCGGAUGGGAAACUCAAGAUGACUGAUUUUGGACAGUCGAUUAUUCGAAUCCUUGGUGAGGGGGAAGAUAUGACCAUGCCUCAUAAUCCAGGAGAUUUUCGAUACGCAGCCCCAGAGUCUCGUCCAACUCUGGGCUACGUGAAGGAUAACCCAGAAGAUAUUGAGGUACUUCUUAAUUACGAUGUGUGGUCGCUGGGAUGCAUCAUGGUCGAGGUUCUCCUUCAUAUGCUAGAUGUCCAAACCCUCGAGGCAUUUGACCAGGCACUCGGCAAGGUAAAACCGGCCGGGUUCUUCACAGGCACCGGCCUGAAGCAAUGUGUCAAUUCAUUAUUGGAAGACGUUCGACAUAUAUUCCGCAAUAGCGCUCAGAGGUAUUAUAUAGCAACGAUAACCGACCUCAUUCGCGCAAUGCUGCGCCACGAUGUAAAGGGCAGGCCGUAUUCGUGGCAGGUUCUUGAUGAGCUUCAGAGAGCACAGAUCAUGGAGCUGGCUAUACCACGCGACCGAGUCACUCUGGCGGUGGUGCAGUACGAGCUUAAAGACAGAUCCUACUACCGAGAUUGUGCUUUUCGCCAACCUACCUUUUCCGAGGUGAGACAAACGACAAUGCAAGGUUCGAAUGCAGACUCUUUCACAUGGUGUGGCCUCCAGCUCGACAAAAGUCAUAUGACCUCGCAUUCGUUUUCGAGUUUGAAACCCUUCAAGGCAAGUCGUUAUGGCACUCUUCAGAUCUUCGCAUGGUCUGACAUUCUAACCUGGCUCAACACAGAUGUUUUGACGUUUCAGGGUACACUUAUGGAGAGGACUAUUUUCCCUCCUAUCAAUGCUUCAGUCAAAGCGAUGAAACCAAAGAGACCGAGCAUCUGGUCAAAGGAACGUCAGUCACCUGUCUUCAAUCAACGAACAUCGUAUAUUCAGUUGUUGGCCGGCAAUGACCCGAUAUACUACGGCACUCCUGCAAUGAAUAUCGAUAGUCGUAAAUUCAGAGCUGUCUCCAUUCCAAGCUCCAUUACCCCAACCACAAUCUCAUCAAGUAAAGAUGAAGACGGAUGCAGGACAAUGGUCAUUUUCUUUGAAGGCCUAAGCCCUGUGGUAAUCGCCUUAAACGACGACCAUGAGGUGUUCCGUGCCAGUACCUCUGGUGGUAAAGUCUAUGUCAGUAUCGUAAACCGCCGGGGUCACGAAUCCUAUUCAGUCAGACAACUACCAGCACACCCGGCGUGGCAGUCUCAGAACUUGAACGAGACACCGCAUACACGGUCGUCUAUUCUGCUCGAGGCUAACUAUCAAAACAUUUCGAAAGCGUACAACAAGGAGUCCUUCAAGAUGGAGGGUAUUGAAAUCGUCCUGGAAAGCUUACAGGGUGAGAUUGUAUAUACUACCUCAAGCUCCUUCAUUCUGACCCACUAUCAGACUUCCAACGCCUUUAUCAAGGAAUAG